AUGCCCAGUCACCACAGCGCCUCAAUGCCCCCAGUGCACUCCGCGCCACCCGCGCGUCGUCGUCGUCCACGCAGCGCGCGAGCGCGGCGGCGUGCGGCGCCACGGCAGCGGAGUGGCCUUGGUGGCGAAGCCGAAGCGCGGCCGGUCGUGGAGCCCUUCUUCUUCAACAACGCCAGUACCUGUUCCGAUCAGCAUCCCGGAAGAACUACCUUCGUUCCGCGAAGGUCGGCUGGGCUGGGUGCCAUGUUUCGGGUCAAGUCAGACCGAACCGGGGAAAGGUAUGGCUUCGUUCGCCCUUGUUAG
Molecule: messenger RNA, 303 nt
Organism: Durusdinium trenchii
Lineage: Eukaryota; Dinophyceae; Suessiales; Symbiodiniaceae
Source: the annotation of a GenBank genome assembly